CUUCACGCCUCUUCUACACUCCUCCUCGAUUACGACCGACUGUAGUUUAAUGUCGAACGCAUGGAAAGUGUCCGCAUUAACGGAUGUGCUUUCAACUCCUCCCCGUCUGCGACCGGCUCUUCUCGCCGUUCAUGUCGAAUAGUUGGCUUCAACCACAGAUGAAAUGACCAACUUUCGGUUUGCCAGGAUAACUUCCCCUUCACUGUAGUCAACCUUAAAAUGAAAUCUGGCACUUUGAAAACGAGAUCCUCUUACCUUGACGAACUUUUUUCGAACUUUUCAUGAGACUGAAUUUUGGAUGACAGUUUGAGGAAACCAGGGCGGACCAGAAGGACACAUUAUGGCAAUAUGUGGCAGACGGAGUCGGCCCAAGUUCAUUCUGUACGUUCUCGGGGCGUUUGUAGUGGGAUAUUUAGUGUUUCAUAGGAACACACACAGUGACGUCGGACUGGCAAAUCGAAGAGAAGUUACAGUUCAGGAGCCCAAAAAUCUGGACGAGGAAUUCCUGAAGAAACCUGUUUACGAGAAGCCUCCUCUAGACACAAAUGCGUUGGGAGAGAUGGGUAGAGCUGUUAAACUGGACCUGAAUGAAGAAGAGAAGCGAGAGGAGGAGGAGAGCAUCAAAAAACACCAGAUAAACACUUAUGUGAGUGAUAGGAUAUCAUUACACCGCAGGCUGCCUGAAAGAUGGAAUCCACUAUGUAGAAACCUGAAAUAUGACUACCUGAGCCUGCCGUCAACAUCAGUAGUGAUAGCAUUUUACAAUGAAGCCUGGUCCACACUACUGCGGACAGUGCACAGUGUCUUGGAAACAUCGCCGGACCUGCUGCUGACUGAAAUCAUACUGGUGGAUGACUACAGUGACCGAGAUAAUUUAAAGGAGCCUCUAGAGAACUACAUCGCCAAUCUCAGAAAGGUGCGUCUGAUCCGUGCAAGAAAGAGAGAGGGUUUGGUGCGAGCACGGCUCCUGGGGGCGUCCAUUGCCACAGGAGAAGUCCUGACCUUCCUCGAUUGCCACUGUGAGUCUCAUGAAGGCUGGUUGGAGCCUUUACUCCAGAGAAUAAAGGAGGAGCCUUCAGCUGUGGUGUGUCCAGUGAUUGAUGUUAUUGACUGGAACACCUUCCAGUACCUGGGCAACCCUGGAGAACCUCAGAUCGGAGGAUUUGAUUGGCGAUUGGUGUUCACGUGGCACACUGUCCCAGAACAUGAACAGAAACGAAGAAGUUCUGCCACUGAUGUCAUCAGGUCUCCUACAAUGGCUGGGGGGUUGUUUGCAGUCAAUAAGAAGUACUUCCAUUACCUGGGCACAUAUGACACAGGAAUGGAGGUGUGGGGUGGAGAGAACCUGGAGUUCUCAUUCAGAAUCUGGCAGUGUGGAGGGAGUCUGGAAAUACAUCCUUGCUCUCACGUUGGUCACGUCUUUCCGAAGCAAGCGCCAUACUCGAGAAGAAAGGCCUUGGCCAACAGUGUGCGGGCAGCAGAAGUCUGGAUGGACGAAUUCAAAGAAGUGUAUUACCAUCGCAGCCCACAUGCUCGUCUGGAAGCAUAUGGUGAUGUGACGGACAGACGGAAACUCCGAAUGCGUCUCGGCUGUAAAGAUUUUAAGUGGUUCUUGGAGAACAUCUACCCUGACAUUCAAGUCCCAGAGGACAGGCCUGGAAUGUUUGGCAUGCUGAAGAAUAAAGGAAUGGUCAACUACUGCUUUGACUACAACCCACCUGAUGAUCAUAAUAUGGCCGGUCACCGGGUCAUUCUUUACUCUUGUCACGGCAUGGGACAAAACCAGUUCUUUGAGUACUCCACACUCAAAGAGAUCCGUUAUAACACGAGGGAUCCUGCAGGCUGCGUCAUGGCUGAUCCAGUCUCCACAUUCCUCACCAUGAAUCACUGCAGUAAAACCAGGGAAGCUGUGCCUGAAGACCAGAAGUUUCUGUUCAGAGAGGACGGCUCUCUCUACCAUGUUCAGACGCAGAAGUGUGUUGAGGCAGUAGCCCGGACUGACACUGGGAGCCCUGGCCCUGUUCUCCGGCCCUGCUCCGACUCAGACUUCCAGAAGUGGUUCUUUGAAUUGAGAACAUAGUAAAGGUUCUCUAUACACUCUUCACCUGCACUACAGUUCAAAGGGCAUUUCGUAUCUGACUUCACACCAGCUUAUCAAGCAUUCCAGUUCCUCCGUUAAGGAUUGACAGUGCCUUUCUGCUACACGACUUGCACAGUAGUAUGUUUUAAUGAAUUAACAUAUUCGAUUUGAAAAUUUUGGGAUAGUGUAUUAAAAUUCAUCAUUCAUAAUAGAGUUGUUCAGUUUGUAAUCCUAAAACCCUGAGAAGAGUGUUCCAUUUUCGUGCCAUGAUUGUACUCUAAAAUUUCGAUGUAAAAUAAUGUAUGUGUGCUACAACAUAAUCUGCUGUUCAAAAGUUUGGGGUCAGUAAGAUUUUAUUUUUAAAGAAAAUAUUAUUUUUUACUGAGCAAGGAUGCAUUAAGUUGACCAUAAGUGACAGUUUAGACAUUAAUAAUGUUACAAAAGAUUUCUAUUUCAAAUAGAUUCUGUUCUUUUGAACUUUGAUUUACCAAAUAAUCAUAUUAAGAAUAUUAGAACGAUUUCUGAAGGAUCAUAUGACACUGAAUACUGAAUAUUUAACUUUGCCAUAAUAGGAAUAAAUUAUAUUUUUAAAUAUGUUAAAAUAGAACACAGUUUUUUUCAAUUGUAAUAUUAUUUCACAAAAUUACAGUUUUUUUUUUAAUGGUGAGAAUAAAAUAUUUAUUUUAAAAAACAUAAAAAUUUCUUACAAGCUCCAAAUUUUUAAACAUCAGUGUAUGUUGUAUAACCAAAUGUGAAAGUCUUAAAAUCAGAGACCUUAUUUGAAUCAUAAAUCCAAAACUGGUAUUCUUAAAGCCAACAGGAAGUUCUUGAGGAAACACAUGGUGAAUUAGUCUUCCAGGUUGGCCCGCACAUAGACGUUAUUGCUAAACAAGAUAUCACUGUAUUUAAGCGCUCAUCAUAACCUCUGGGUCUCUCUGUCGCAAUUGACAAUCAUUACCAUGUUACAAGAUGGUCAUUUGAGUUAUUUUAAUCAGUCAGUGCUGCCAGCUCCAUCUGCUGGUGUCUCAUCCUCCCCUGCUAUUCUGCAAAGUAGCUUCUAUUUAUUCAAAAUCUUGACAUAUUUAGUUACUAGUGACUAGCAUUUAUAAAAAUCCUCUGUAUUCCGGUUCCUGAUGUAAGUCAGAUUUCGCUUGCACUGGUUGUGUGUGUAUUUUUGGCUGAGUAUUGAGGUUAGGCUCAGAUGAGCAGCAGGUGCUGGCGAUGGCGCUGCUGCCGUUGUCUUUCCAACCACUAGAUGGUGCCAAAUUCUCCGUUUUAUUCCAUGUCCUGCUUUGUCCUCCAUGUUUUAACAUCAGCUCUUAUUUAGAUGUGUGUAAUUU
This is a messenger RNA of Carassius carassius (crucian carp), 3420 nucleotides long. RefSeq names its product polypeptide N-acetylgalactosaminyltransferase 12-like. The coding region runs from base 341 to 2080 and encodes 579 amino acids. Gene Ontology annotation, cellular component: Golgi apparatus. The transcript is spliced from 10 exons. Lineage: Eukaryota; Metazoa; Chordata; Actinopteri; Cypriniformes; Cyprinidae. The record is from RefSeq and is a predicted model, not a curated record.